Molecule: messenger RNA, 606 nt
Organism: Colletotrichum phormii
Lineage: Eukaryota; Fungi; Ascomycota; Sordariomycetes; Glomerellales; Glomerellaceae
Exons: 1
Coding region: 118-432 (104 amino acids)
Source: RefSeq, a predicted model, not a curated record
UUACUCUAGCCACCUUGCUAUUGACCUGGCCGGUAUGCAUCACCGUCACAUCCAACACACUCGAUCGUCGUCAACACCUGAUUGUACCUCGUCUGGCACUCUGUCCCGGCUCCCGCCAUGCCUCGACGAGUAUGUACACCUAUGCUGCCGUGCGGCGUGCCCCUUUACCCCUGCCUCUGCUUACCCUACCUUAAUGUCACAGUUUAUCUCACCUCCACAAUCCCUGAUCAGUUGGUGACGGCACAAUGCUACAGACGACGGACCAGGGGUUUAAUUCUCAACUGCAAAAGAAUACCUGAGUCCCUGACUUCUCUCGUUCUCGAAUCCCGUCGCCCCGCUUUUGUUUGCUUUACCAAGGUUCCCUCUUGGACUCGCCGCUCUCGCAGCUCCCUGCAACCUCGGUCCUCGAAUUUGCUCCAUUUCAACUCUUGAUCCUGCGCCUUUCAUCCCCGCUCGCCCAAAGUCGCCCCUGCCUACUACGUUAGAGACCAAGAUUUGCCGCAUUUGCCAUGACACUCGACGCGUCGGCCAUGUCAUUUCAUUAUGGAUCUGGCGAGACGGCCUCCUAACACGAAUGGCAACUCGGCUGGCGGCCCAGAGGUUCUG